AUGAACCUCAUCGUCGCCGUGUCGUUUGGCCUACUGGUCCCGCCCAGCCUUCGCGGGCCCGCGCCUCUCCAUCAUACGCUUCUGCUGAACCGCCCCUUCACCGGCAUCACCCUCCAGACCUUGCACGAGUCCAAGUUUGACCACGGCACCAUCCUGUCCCAGACGCCCCUCCCAGGCAUCCCUGUCCCGCCUGGCACGAACUUGCAGGCCCUCCACGACAUCGUCACGCCGCCAGCCGCCGAGAUGCUCGUCCAGGGCCUGCGCAACGGCGUCCACGUGCCGCUGCUGAAGCCCGUCGGCUGGACGCCCUCGCAGCGAGACCUCGCCACGCUGCGCCACGCGCCGAAACUCACAAAGCAGGACAGGCAGGUCCGGUGGCGCGCGUGGGCGGCCGACGACUUUGCGAGGCGGGAGACCGUUCUGGGCCCGCUGUGGAGUGAGCUGCAGACACGCCGGGGCAGGAAGAGGGUUAUUUUCGAGGGUCUCGAGGCGGUUGCGCCGUCGACCGGGAGUGACGAGGCGAUGAAGGGCCAGGCGCGUGCGUUUGUCGCGUUCGAGACGGGCACGGACGCAGGCGUUUCUGGCGGUCCCAUUUCACCGGAGGCAGUGGAGGAGGUGUCCUACCUCGAGGCUGAUGACGGCAGUGGUUCUGUGUUGAUGUCUGCCCCUGGCGGUGGCGUCGUGAAGGUCGCGAGGAUCAAGAUUGAAGGAGACAAAAGCAAGCCGGCGGCCAACACGUUGGCGAUACACACUAACGUCGGCAAGGCAGAAUAUUGGAAGGGGUCUUCGACUGGUCACGGCGACCUGUCAUCGUGA
Verticillium alfalfae VaMs.102 is the source of this 816-nucleotide messenger RNA. RefSeq names its product methionyl-tRNA transformylase. The coding region runs from base 1 to 816 and encodes 271 amino acids. The transcript has 2 exons. Gene Ontology annotation, cellular component: mitochondrion. The record is from RefSeq and is a predicted model, not a curated record. Gene Ontology annotation, biological process: conversion of methionyl-tRNA to N-formyl-methionyl-tRNA; biosynthetic process. NCBI's taxonomy places the organism in Eukaryota, Fungi, Ascomycota, Sordariomycetes, Glomerellales, Plectosphaerellaceae. Gene Ontology annotation, molecular function: methionyl-tRNA formyltransferase activity.